AUGCCUGCCUCUACUGUCGCUGCCGCUGCCGUACCAAAGAAAAAUGUCGUCUUAAUUGAUAAUUACGAUUCAUUCACCUGGAACGUUUAUGAAUACUUGUGUCAAGAAGGUGCAUCAGUUACCGUUUACAGAAAUGAUGAAAUUAGCUUACCAGAAUUGAUCAAACUUGCUCCAGAGAUUUUGAUAAUCUCCCCAGGCCCUGGUCAUCCAAAGACAGAUUCAGGGAUUUCAAGAGAUUGUAUCCGUCAUUUUGCUGGUAAGAUCCCAGUUUUCGGUAUUUGUAUGGGACAACAAUGUAUGAUUGACGUAUUUGGUGGUGAAGUUACAUAUGCUGGUGAAAUUGUUCAUGGGAAAACUUCGCCCAUCACUCAUGAUAACAAAGGUUUCUUUAAGGAUGUCCCACAAGGCGUAGCAAUUACGAGAUACCACUCUUUGGCUGGUACUGAAGAAAGUUUACCCGAUGUCUUAGAAGUUACUGCUACUACAGAAAGCGGAGUUAUAAUGGGGGUUAGACAUAAAGAAUUCACAGUGGAAGGUGUUCAAUUCCAUCCUGAAUCUAUCUUGACUGAAGAAGGUCAUUUAAUGAUUAAAAAUAUUUUGAAUAUUACGGGUGGUACUUGGAAGGAAAAUGAAGAAAAUUUGAAAAGAUUAGGGAAUAUUUCCAAGAAGGAAUCUAUUUUGAAUCAAAUUUAUAAGCAAAGAAUGAUUGAUGUUGAAGAACAAUCUAACAUUCCUGGUUUCACGAAAAAAGAUUUAGAAACCAAUUUCAAAUUAAAUUUAGCUCCAAAAGUCCAAAAUUUCUAUCAAAGAUUAAUAUCUGGUACUACCAAUAAUAAUAAGAAAGCUGCUGUAUUAGCUGAAGUGAAACGUGCCUCUCCAUCUAAAGGUGAUAUCUUCCCUAAUGCGGUUGCUGCAGAACAAGCUUUAAAAUAUGCGCAAGCAGGUGCUUCCGCCAUUUCUGUCUUAACUGAACCUCAUUGGUUUAAAGGUUCUCUUGAGGAUUUAAUUAAUGUAAGAAAAGUCUUGGAUAAAGAAUAUGCUCAAGAUGAAACAAAUAGACCAUGCGUGUUGAGAAAGGAAUUCAUAUUUAGUAAAUAUCAAAUAUUGGAAGCAAGAUUAGCUGGUGCAGACACCGUAUUAUUAAUUGUCAAGAUGCUUUCACAAGAAUUAUUAAAAGAAUUAUAUGAUUAUGCGACUAUAGAAAUGGGUAUAGAACCAUUGGUCGAAGUUAACUCAAAAGAAGAAUUAGAUAUCGCACUAAAGAUAAAUGCUAGAGUUAUUGGUGUUAAUAACAGAGACUUACAUUCAUUUACAGUUGAUUUAAAUACAACAAGUAAUUUAGUUGAUGCUACUCCAAAGGAUACUUUGCUAAUUGCUUUGUCAGGUAUUACUGAAAGUAAAGAUGCUGAUAAAUAUAAAGAAGAAGGCGUUCAUGGGUUUUUAGUCGGAGAGGCAUUAAUGAGAUCUGACGACGUUAAGAAGUUUAUUGAUGCACUUUGUGUCUAA
Molecule: messenger RNA, 1506 nt
Organism: Naumovozyma dairenensis CBS 421
Lineage: Eukaryota; Fungi; Ascomycota; Saccharomycetes; Saccharomycetales; Saccharomycetaceae
Gene: TRP3
Product: bifunctional anthranilate synthase/indole-3-glycerol-phosphate synthase
Exons: 1
Coding region: 1-1506 (501 amino acids)
Biological process (GO): L-tryptophan biosynthetic process
Cellular component (GO): cytosol
Molecular function (GO): indole-3-glycerol-phosphate synthase activity
Source: RefSeq, a predicted model, not a curated record